AUGUCGAAGCGCGCUGAUUACAAACUGUUGAGAGUCCCGGAAGUUAACGAGUUCGUUGGUUGUAAGACAAGAAGAUAGAUCUUUAAAUUGCUCAAAACGCCAGGGAUCAUCAUGGAUUCGUUUCCAGUCCUUCGUGAUCAAACCCAGAAGAAAAUCCUUUUUGACUUAAAAAGAACAAAUAAUGAACAAAACAAAACUCGAGCGGAUGCAAAGCUUUUCAAAGACAUCCCAACAACACACCUUUCGAGUAAAGAUUGUGAGAACAAAGAUCCAGCGGGAUGUGUUCGAAAGCCUUUCAUGCAGCCAGCUGUAAGCAGAAUUCCAGUUCUUGCAAAAUCCCUCAGUCUUCAAACUUCCUCUGAAUUUAAGCACAUGCAGUGGGAAAGUAAAACAUUAGCUAGUAAAGCUAAGAGAAAGAAGCUGUGUACCAGGCCAGUGCCUUUCAACUUCUCUCAAUCCAAACGCACAACAAAAACAAACACUCGCGAUAUUCAGCCUGAAACCAGUGUGCAUGGUGAAAAACCCAGUAAACAUCAAGGAGAAUCAAAUAAAAAAGUGAAGAAGUCUCAUGGAAAGACUUCUGAAAAUGCAUCUCAGGUGUCAGGACAGUUCAACCCAUUAAAGACUUCAAACAUUCCUCUGCGUUCAAAGCCCAGCAACGCUGUGCAUCAGGAUGAAGGUAGUUCUGCAAAGUCAGCUGCCGGUGCAGAGGUUAUUUUGGAAAACAUGAAGCUGCUCAGUCUCAAAGAAACCACCAAGUCCUCAGACCAGACCACACCAGGAAACCCUUCAAAAGCUUUAAGUGACAAAGGGAAGAGCUUCCAGCCAGACCAUUCAGCAUUACUCAGUAUUCUCAGAAAUGAGGGAAUUAGUCUCACAGGUCAAGCUCUGAGAACUCCACAGUCCAAAUCCCGCAACAAUCUGCCAAUGCGUGUGUCUGUGAUGAGUCGACCGAAAGCCGGACCCACUACAGGCUUAGCGAGGGUGCAGUUCUUUUUAGACCCUGCCGCUCUACAAAGUGUCCUGCAGAAUGAAGGCGUGAAGGCUGGGGGGGCUUUUGGAGCCACACCCACAACCUCAGUCUGUCCACCGAACAGGAACACUUCUAUCUACACUGCUCAGAGAGUGCCUGUAAAGAAGAAAAACACAGAGGGGGCAGUGUCUUUUUGUCCAGCGGCAUUCAAAGAGACUCCUUUGCAGAAAUGGACUCCACAAAGAGUCCGAAACACGAAACAUCAGCCCAUGUCUUCUAUGAAACUGACUCACACACUCGGCACUCCUGGACCCGAGAACAGCAAAAACAAAUUUCAGCCAUGUCAGAAGGGGGUGGUUCAGAGAUUAUUUGAGGAUCAAGAUGAAGAUCAGAAGACACCUAGGAUGAACAAAGAACCCAUGACCCAAAAGGAGCAACUACAAGUCUCUUCUAAUAACAGUCCCUGUAAGGAAAAGUUGCAAGCGUGUAGAAUUAACUGUGAUGAGGAGGAGGAGGAGUGGACUUCCCUAGCACAGCCGAGAGAGUCUGUCAUCUUUUUCUCAACGGGUAAAAACUUAUUCAGAGCUCCACGUCCUGAGAAUGGAGAAGUCUCGGCUCAGCAGGAUCAGCCUGGUCCGUUUUCAUCCGAUCAGAUGAACUUGCCAGCAUCUCCCAAAGAAACAUCCGCUGAGUCUGAACCAGCUCACCCCAACAGCUCUUCUGUUCUACUGCACAGAGAAUUAAUUUCUGAAAAAGCCUUUCCUCUGAAACCUGCGGUGGUGAUGUUGAGAAAGCGCCUGGAGGAGCUGCGUUUGGACGAGGAGGUGUCAACCUACACCUCUGUCUCUGGCCCAGCUGUGUUUCUCCCCCCUCAGCCUCGCUGUGGGAACCCACUGGCCUCCAUUUUGCUCUUUGAGGAAUCCACUAAAUUUGUUCCAAUCAUCUUUGACUUGUCCUCUGGUCCUUCACAGUUACACGGCUCUCCGCUGCAUGAGAGAUGAUUCUUGUUUUCUUGAACGAUGCAAGUGUUUUUAUAUAACUUUAGUAUGAAUAAAAAAUUUUCAAAUAUG
Messenger RNA from Nothobranchius furzeri (turquoise killifish), 2043 nucleotides. It is a transcript of the gene troap, whose product is annotated as trophinin associated protein. The record is from RefSeq and is a predicted model, not a curated record. Lineage: Eukaryota; Metazoa; Chordata; Actinopteri; Cyprinodontiformes; Nothobranchiidae.